This is a messenger RNA of Linum trigynum, 2209 nucleotides long. Lineage: Eukaryota; Viridiplantae; Streptophyta; Magnoliopsida; Malpighiales; Linaceae. The record is from the annotation of a GenBank genome assembly.
CUUUCCUUGGCAGAAAAGGAGACAAAACGGGAACAUUAUUGCAGAAUUGAAGUAGGAAAUCCAAAGGUCUACCAAUUAGUUUGAUUGAGCUCUCGAUUUCUUUUCUCUGUGGUUUUCUCGUCCAAGGCCGUUCUCCGUCAGCUGGAUUUCCGGCUAUUCAAGGGCUAUCCAGGCAGCUCCCAACUUUCCAGAGAGAGUUAGACGGCGAAAAUGGAGGGUUCGAUGAUCCCCGGCGAGGAGGCGACCAAGGGUGUCGCGGCUGAUGAGGACCAGGACGUUGAGUCCGUCGAGAGUCUUGAGUCGCUGUUCCAGGUGGCGGAGGCGGCGGAUGUAGAAGAGAAAGGCGGAAGCCUGAAUGAAUUCAGGAGGGUAUUAAUAGGCAUGACAGAGAGAGAAGGGGGAGACAGAGAGGAGAUUGAUGGAAAAGGAGAGGGUACUGAAGGCCAUGGAAGUAGAACUGGAGCAGUUGAAGAGAGAGAUAUCGGGCAGAUGAUUUGCUGACGUCAAGGUCAGCUCUACUGGAACCGCUAGAUAAGGAGCUUCUACUUUUGUGCCUUGUUACUUUGAUCGUUCGCAUAGACACUGACUUGGUUUAGCCAAUGAACUUUGCUUGCAAGGUAAAAUUACUAAGGUUGUUUGUAGAACAAGUUAAGUUAUUUUAUCAGGAAAAGGUAGCAAUAGAAAGCAAUAGUAGCGAAUUGUACUUAGCACUCUCAAGGUAUAACAUCCUUCUCGAGCAACUCAUUUUGUAUACCUUGACAGCUAGAAAACAAAAUUCUGUUGGCGAUAUAUUAUGAAUUGUAUGUUCUUUCAGUUGCAGACAAGUGUGUUGCCAAUCGGCAUUUGAUUCUGCCCAAAGAUUACCAGAAUUAUAAUUGAAAUGUUAGAAUUAUGUACAAACCACUGCAACCUAUAGGUAGGAGCUAUAGCUUAAAUUUAAUCAUUUGACAGUUGACACUAGGAGAUAAAUGCGAGACAUCUAUCUAUUUAGUAAACCCCACUGGCACUGCAACAUCAUUCAGUGACAUUUCUUCUGGACUGACUUGGGAAAGAGGCAGCUUGCUGAGAAGGGAAAUGCCAAUUAAUCCCUGUAGAGGUAGAGUUCAGAUGCACUUACAAGUUCUCCUCAGCUCAUGGCACAAUCUGACUUCUCGGCUGGUUUGGUUCUCAGUUCCUGUUAGCAUCAUCAGUUGGCUGAUAGGGUUGGAUGUUUUCAAAAUAAUCUUAUGAUAAAACUGAUUGCACCAUUGCUUUCUGCUAAUUCUCCAAAAUCAGUGUUACUUCAGCAUAAUUUGGUGUAAAACUUGGGGAUUCUACCUUUUUCUCUCUUUUCUACGAGAAAGAUUUGCAGAUGAGAAAAGUUGCAAACAAGGACUGCAGUUUGAUGCACUUUAGCUCUGUAACUCCAACCCCUAGGUUUGUUUCUGAUACUUCCUCGCAUCUUUGUUGGAGUUUUAUGCUUCUUAUAAUCUUUACUACCUAAAGUGAUUAAUGGUAUUGUUUUCAAUGAUCUCAAAACAACAUUAAUGCUGUACUAUAUGAAAACCAAGCUAACGAUCAUGCAGAGAAGACAAUAGUGGCUUAAAACUAGUAAGUGUUCCAUCACUUGUCUAUGUCUUCUCCUGGUGUGUUUAGAUGGCAAGGGAUUGGAAAGCUCACUGUCAGAACACUGGGUACAGAUAUCUUGUAUCCUCUUUAUUGGAGGUAAUUAUCCUUUGAAUUAGCACAGGAAAGUAACAUAACCCAGUUGUAAUUAUUUUUAGUGGUUUUAGUCAGUUCAACUGAUUUCAGAACAUUUUCAAAGUCGGUGGCUCCUUUGUCCCCAUUAAUUCCAAUUUCAUCAUGGUAUUUACUUAUUAAUAGGCAGCUGUAAGAACCACUAGCCACUUGUUAACUGUGUGCUCUUUGGGCCUUUGUUUCAAAUUUGGCUUUGAUUGAGCAUUUAUUUGGAUAGUAAGAUCAAGUUUGAUGGCUAUUGCACUAGAUAAUUUCACAAGCUUGUCAUUGGUUCUGUUAAAUUUGUGGUUCUUAUGAAAGUAGAAGCAUUGCAGUCCUAUUUUACAUUCUUUGUGAAGGAAUCAUUGCAUCAAAUGUUUGCUGUCAUCCUUUUCCACACUGGGCCAAGGAUAUUUGCUUUCAAUUUUUCUGUAGACAGACACGAGUGAUGUUUUAUGGUUUGUAGUUUGCACAAUAUAUGAACAGUCUAUUC